Messenger RNA from Camelina sativa (false flax), 1120 nucleotides. RefSeq names its product alpha carbonic anhydrase 3-like. Gene Ontology annotation, molecular function: carbonate dehydratase activity; zinc ion binding. Lineage: Eukaryota; Viridiplantae; Streptophyta; Magnoliopsida; Brassicales; Brassicaceae. The record is from RefSeq and is a predicted model, not a curated record. Gene Ontology annotation, biological process: one-carbon metabolic process.
CUUUCUGUGAAAAGAAGAAAAAAAAAAUUAAGAAAAAACAAAAGAUGAAAACAGUUAUUCUUUUUGUAACAUUUCUUGCUCUUUCGUCUUCAUCUCUAGCAGAUGAUUCAGAUACUGAAUUCCAUUACAAACCCGGUGAGAUAGGCGAUCCCUCAAAAUGGUGCGAUAUGAAGCCUGAAUGGAAAAUUUGCGGGACGGGGACGAAGCAAUCACCAGUCGAUCUUACUCCAAAAGCAGCACGCAUGGUUCACAAUUCCACAGAGAUUCUUCAGACAUAUUACAAACCAGUAGAGGCUAUUCUUAAGAACCGUGGAUUCGACAUGAAGGUUAAAUGGGAAGAGGACGCAGGGAAGAUCGUGAUCAAUAAAACCGACUAUAAAUUGAUUCAAAGCCACUGGCACGCACCUUCAGAGCAUUUGCUCAAUGGAGAGAGAUUCGCCAUGGAACUUCACAUGGUACACAAAAGUGCAGAAGGACACUUAGCAGUUAUUGGAGUUCUCUUCAGAGAAGGCGAACCAAAUGCAUUCAUUUCAAGGAUAAUGGACAAGAUAACCAAGAUUGCUGAUGUACAAGAUGGAGAGAUCAGCAUUGGAAAGAUAGAUCCAAGAGAAUUUGGAUGGGAUCUUACCAAAUUUUAUGAAUAUAGUGGUUCGCUCACGACUCCUCCUUGCACGGAAGAUGUCAUGUGGACCAUCAUAACCAAGGUGGGGACUGUUUCGCGUGAGCAAAUUGAUUUAUUGACCGAUGCUCGUCGCGGUGGUUAUGAGAAGAACGCAAGACCGGCUCAACCCCUUCACGCACGUCUGGUUUAUUUAAAUGAGCAGUCCAGUCCAAGUCCAACAACACAAAUACCACGAGUUAAUCCUUAAUGAGACUGUCUUAUAGGACAAGGCAACUCCGAGCCCUAAUUUUCAUUCAAAGAAAAUUCGAGAAUAUGUAAAUUUGGGGGCCAUAACUAAUUUUUUAUUUAAUUAUUCUUUUUAUUAAAAGUUUAAAACUAUGCAAUAUUCUAUAUGCAUAAAGUUUUCUUCUAUACAUGUAUUCCAAUAAACAAGAUAUAAUAUAUUCAACCAUAAUGUGUUGUUCGAUUAUUUUAUAACUUAAAGAUCUAUACAUUUCA